AUGGGCUGGCUCGAUCUCGUGCCUCGUGCAGGCAACCUAUAUAUCGGUGGUCUCCACGCGUUGUAUCAGAAGCCAGACCUCUUCAAAGCGGCGAAGAUCACGCAUAUCGUGUCGGUGUUGGACUAUGAUCUGUAUGAAAACGAUCACUUCAAGCACUUCAAACAUAUCCAGAUCAAACUCGACGAUGACCCGAAUGAAGUCCUGCUGAAGCACUUCUCAGAAACGAACGCGUUCAUCGACAACGCUCUCUCCAACGGUGGAGCAGUCUUCGUACACUGCGCCAUGGGCAAGUCACGAUCCGCGACCAUCGUAUGCUGCUACUUGAUGUGGAAGUACAACAUCAGCCCUGAAUUGGCGUUGGCUCAACUCUGCGAAGGACGGGAAGUCUGCGAUCCCAACCCAGGUUUCAAGGAGCAGCUGAAAGUCUACGAGCUCAUGCUCAAAGCUCCCAACGAGGCUGAGGCUCAAAGCAUCUUCCAGAAGUGGCUGGACACUCGGUACACCGGCACUUGGUACUCUGGUACGUUUCGGUCAAUGACGACGAGCCGCCGCUCAAUGGAAUGA
Messenger RNA from Zymoseptoria tritici IPO323, 564 nucleotides. RefSeq names its product tyrosine protein phosphatase 3 (gene PTP3). Gene Ontology annotation, cellular component: cytoplasm. Lineage: Eukaryota; Fungi; Ascomycota; Dothideomycetes; Mycosphaerellales; Mycosphaerellaceae. Gene Ontology annotation, biological process: protein dephosphorylation; regulation of MAP kinase activity. The record is from RefSeq and is a predicted model, not a curated record. Gene Ontology annotation, molecular function: JUN kinase phosphatase activity. The coding region runs from base 1 to 564 and encodes 187 amino acids. The transcript has 3 exons.